ACGUGCGUCACAAACCGGAAGUCCAGAGCUAAUAGCCAUCAGCAGAAAUGAAGAUGACAGAAGAAAACUCUCUUGAAAGGUUAAAUGUAACGAUGGAUGAUGUGAACGCUAUGAUUAAAAAAAAAGAAGAAAUUGAGGAGCAGAUAAAGGCGUACUAUGAUGUCUUAGAGGACCAGGGGGUUGGAGUUGAGGGUCCACUGGUUGACGCUGAGGGUUACCCACGAGCGGAUGUGAAUUUAUACCAAAUCAGGACGGCGAGACACAACAUAUCAUGUCUGCAAAACGACCAUAAGGCCAUCAUGGCAGAGAUAGAGGAAGCCCUGCACAAGCUGCACGCUCGAGAGAAGGCCAAGCGAGAACAGGACCAAGCAGAAGCCACAGAGGAGCCCAUGGAGCAGCAGGUCACCCUGCCUCCUCCUUUUGCACAAGUGGACACCGUGACUGAAGGUUCACCUGCCUCUGCAGCGGGCCUCAAAGUUGGAGAUGAAGUCAUUGAGUUUGGCUCUGUAAACACCAAGAACUUUCAGAACCUCCAGAAUAUUGCAUCUGUCGUGCAACACAGUGAAGGGAAAGCUCUGCGUGUCACGGUUGUAAGGGCUGGCCAAAAGGUUCAGGUGAAUCUCACCCCACAGCGAUGGUCCGGCAGAGGUCUGCUGGGAUGCAACAUUGUUCCUGUCCAGAGAUAAACUACACAACUUACAUUCUGGAACUUUUCCCCCACUUUCCUUUUUGAGUGAUUUCCCAAUGACUUUGUAUACAAGAGCAGAAUAUGGGACAAUAAAGAACACUUGAGAUUAAAUAUUUGGCAGACAGUUUUCUGCAUUUGCAAAAGUUGGGACUGUUAGUUUUCCCUUCUGCAUAACAAAAAUAGAUUUAGAUUUUUCUAUAUUCUUCAUCUUGGUUGAAAUUAGUGACUGACUUUAGGAUACAGUGAUUAAAGAAAAAA
Molecule: messenger RNA, 946 nt
Organism: Oryzias latipes (Japanese medaka)
Lineage: Eukaryota; Metazoa; Chordata; Actinopteri; Beloniformes; Adrianichthyidae
Gene: psmd9
Product: proteasome 26S subunit, non-ATPase 9
Biological process (GO): proteasome regulatory particle assembly
Cellular component (GO): cytoplasm; nucleus
Molecular function (GO): protein binding
Source: RefSeq, a predicted model, not a curated record